CUAGUGUACAGCGUAAGCUUGCAACGUGGCGCUGGCUUUACUGUCACUUUCCGGCGCUGCAAGCAGCCAAUAGGAAGCCUUGUUACGCUUCGAGUUGAACUCAGUCUUUAUGUUUCGAGCAACGCGAGUGGCCGAAGGUACCACUUGAAGAAUUUCUGUAGUUGGUGCCUUUGGUUGAAACUGAUAGCGGUCAGCCGGCAGCUUUCAAAAAAUCAGUGUGUAGAUUUAGAAGCCAGACAGUCUUACUGCAAUGGACCUGCGUGCCUUUACGUGCUUGCUAUGUGUAUAUGCUGGAGUGGUCGUUGCGAAGCCAACCUACAAGAAAGAGAGGGUCCAUGUGGAAUCCGAGUUAAGCAGAGAUCGCCACGAAGACAACCAGAGUUAUCGAUACGAUCACGAGGCCUUUUUGGGCAAAGAAGAAGCCAAGACAUUUGAUCAGUUAACCCCCGAAGAGAGUAAAGACCGACUAGGAAAAAUUGUAGACCGAAUAGAUAAUGACAACAAUGGUUAUGUCACUGUUGAAGAGCUGAAAAAUUGGAUUAAAAGAGUACAGAAGCGAUAUAUUUAUGAAAAUGUGGCUAAAGUUUGGUCUGAUUACGAUUUAAAUAAAGACAAUAGAAUUUCUUGGGAAGAAUACAAACAAGCCACAUAUGGCUACUACCUUGCAAAUCCUGAAGAGUUCCAAGACACUAAUGACCAGUUUAGCUUCAAAAAAAUGUUACCCCGAGAUGAAAGAAGGUUCAAAGCAGCUGAUCUUGAUGAAGAUUUGGCAGCCAGCAGAGAGGAGUUUACAGCAUUUCUUCACCCUGAGGAGUUUGAGCAUAUGAAGGACAUUGUCGUUCUUGAAACACUGGAAGAUAUAGACAAAAAUGGUGAUGGAUAUGUGGAUGAAGAUGAGUACAUUGCUGACAUGUUUUCUCAUGAAGAAGGUGGGCCAGAACCUGACUGGGUAAAAACUGAAAGAGAACAGUUUUCAGAUUUCAGAGACACUAAUAAAGAUGGAAAAAUGGACAAAGAUGAAAUUCGACACUGGAUUCUUCCUCAGGACUAUGAUCAUGCUCAGGCUGAAGCGAGACAUUUGAUGUAUGAGUCAGAUACAGACAAGGAUCAAAUAUUAAGUAAAGAAGAAAUCUUAGAAAAAUGGAACAUGUUUGUGGGGAGCCAAGCAACAAACUAUGGAGAGGAUCUCACCAGAAACCACGAUGAACUUUAACUCUGGUUUACUUCUGAGUCCCUUUCUUGCCAGAAACUGUAUGUGGAGUACAACUAGGCACUUUUCAACAGUAUUUUAACUGACUGCACCAGCACAGUGGCAAAAGUUUUUUGUUACCUCAGAUUAAGUGGAAAGUGACCUUUAGCUGCUUACAUGUAGGUUUGAGCCACGCCAGCAUAACUUUUGUGAUUGUGUGCUGCAGCCUCUUCUCUUUCUAUUUACUAAGCUGCUUUUUUUGUGUCUCUGGAAAUAUGAUAUGGAUUUCUUUUCCUUAGUCAUUUGGAGAUUUUAUGGGGUUGACAUCUUCAAGAUAAGACACUUCAAUUCAGGUGAAUCCAUAUGCAGUUUUUAGAGUGAUGUAUAGUAAUAUGUUUAUUAAGCCUUAUUUUUUGUAAUAAAUCUAUAAUGCAAUGCCAUUUUUACAAUUUAUGUACAACUUUGCAAUACUUCUGUGCAACAUCCAGAGUGGGUUAUUGUUGCUUUUAGUAUUCCUUUUUUUGUGCUUGAUUUCAAUGUUUUGUCCCACUGUGUGUUUUCAGUGUUAACUCCAUCAUCCUUUAAUGGAACAUUUCUUAACAUAUGCAGCAAAAUGUUUAACGUAUAUAAUGUGAAUCUUCAGGAAAUUAAAUUAUCGAAAUAUGUUUUGAAGCCCAGAGCAUGAUGUUUCUAGAAACUAGAUAUUCAGUCCAGUAGGAAUAUACCACUUUAUGACUCGUAUUUAUUCUUGUUAUGUUUCAUAUAUCAUAUAAAAUUCAGAAAUUCUGUUGUGACUAAGUAUUUACAGUGGCACAAGUCUUCCUCUAUAUUCACACAAGAAAUUCUGUUGUCUGUAAAUGGUUUCUUAUCACUGACAUCAAAAUAAUUCCACCCAACCCAAGCAAUUAUAAAGGUUAGAGAAUCCUUUGAUGGUAAAUAUUUAUAUAGAAUACACAUUCCUAAUCAAAAAUAAAUGUUUUCCAUAACAUAUACAGUAUAUAACAGUAACUGAGCAAAAUUUUUUUUCCUGUCAACUAGUAAAAACCACAAAUGUACAUUACAGUAACAAACCCAUUUAGUAACCUUUUCCUCUUUCUCAAUUGCACUAAGGAACAAACGUACUUGGUUUUUCCACACUAUAGAAAUGCAUAAAAGAACUAAUCCUGGAUAGGUAAUCCAUUCUGUAGCUCCAGAUACUUUUGUAUUGUUGAGAUGUGGUCAAAAAGUGGAAGAUAACUUUGAAAAAGAAAAAAUCUUAGAGGGUUGUGAAGGUUAGAAAAUUUCCAUACAAUAUAUAGCUUUGUAGAACUCAAAAGUAAAGUCUGCCAACACCAGCACUAUAGUAUGUUCAUAAAUUGCACAGUAUAAAAUACAAUAAAAUGCUAAUAUAGUGAAACUAAAAAUUGUGAUGAGAAUGGUCAACUUGUAUUUUUUAAAAUUUCUUUAGAGCUAUGAUUCUUAGAACAUAUGAUGACCCUUAGUGUAAAUAUGGUUUGCUUCUUACUAAAGGCAACAUUUUAAAAUUUGUAUAAUUGAUUCAUGUGUUUUAUUAAUGCACGUGUAAAAUAACUAAGUGUAUAUAAUGUUGACUUUAAUUGGCUUAGUGAGUGUCUUAAGUUUGUUUAUAAUUGUCCAGCGUUCUGUUGCCUGUUUCUUUACCAUCCCUCACCCAAAAGUCACCCAAAAUUAUCUGAGGAGCACAGAAUGUCUUCCAGUUUGAGAAUUGUGAUUGGUUGGUAUGUUGCUUGUUUAACUUCGUACAGUAAAAUCAUGUAUCAUUUGUUAAGCUUUUUUUUUUUUUUUUUUGCUUUUAAGGCAAAGUACACUACACUGUUUUAUCAUAUUGCAAGAAGCAUGUGAUCCAUGUAAUGUCAAGACUAAUGUUUGCUAUCAUAUUGUACUUGUGUUAUUGAGUUUUACAUCAGUUUGUAAAUGAAUCAUUUUUUGUAGUUCCCACUUACCUUUUUAUAAAUUGACUGAUAUUUUGUCAUCCUAAA
Erpetoichthys calabaricus (reedfish) is the source of this 3186-nucleotide messenger RNA. It is a transcript of the gene rcn1, whose product is annotated as reticulocalbin 1, EF-hand calcium binding domain. Gene Ontology annotation, molecular function: calcium ion binding. NCBI's taxonomy places the organism in Eukaryota, Metazoa, Chordata, Cladistia, Polypteriformes, Polypteridae. The coding region runs from base 251 to 1213 and encodes 320 amino acids. Gene Ontology annotation, cellular component: endoplasmic reticulum. The record is from RefSeq and is a predicted model, not a curated record. The transcript is spliced from 7 exons.